Ruditapes philippinarum (Manila clam) is the source of this 1194-nucleotide messenger RNA. Its product is annotated as C-type lectin domain family 17, member A-like. The annotation marks the transcript as partial. The record is from RefSeq and is a predicted model, not a curated record. The transcript has 4 exons. Lineage: Eukaryota; Metazoa; Mollusca; Bivalvia; Venerida; Veneridae.
UCUAAAAUCGAACUGUAGAAAGUAUGCGAACAUAAAAUCCUACACGUUGCAGUGGAUCUUCAGUCAUCUACCGUUGAUUUUCCAAGGUGUAAAAUCAAAGCUGAUUGGUCAGAAUGACACGGAUCAUUCCUUUUAUUGGAUACAUCCAUCUAGUUAACGAUACCUUAAAGUUUUAAACCAUCGACAAAUAGCGUUUACUCUAAUUCAAAUCUAAGUAUGAUCUUUCUCAAGGAUAUUGAUAGAUAUAAUACUUAUUACACUUUAGCGACUGUGUUCAUUGAUAUUGAAAUCUAAUACAAAUGAGGUAAACAGUUGUAAUACACGGAAAACAGGCUGAACACUACUAUUUGUCUCAAUAAAUAAACCGUAUGCUGAAAAAAGUAGAUUUUUCAAUAAAGCCAGCGAAAACCUUAUUUUUCAUUUGAAUAAUUGCAUAAUAGGUUUUGCCUUUUACAGCACUAGUCAUUCCUUUCAAAUAUUGUGAAAAUUUCUUAGUAAUUAUUCCUGUGUUACAAAGCAUGGUUUAAUAUGUUCUGAUUGUUGUAGAUAAAUCAAGACUCGUCAUCAAGGAUGUUGAUGGUGAGAUAGAAACAAGUUGUAUUCAACCAGAGAAAUACAGAUCAAAAGGGUCUAAGAUACAUAUUGAGAUUCCGACUAUACAAUAUAAAGGAUUUAGGUUACAUUAUAAAAUGUCGAAUCAUGCUCUUCAAAGAUAUACUACUACCAAGUAUGGUUAUAUUUCUGUAUUAGAAUAUUGUUCAUGGUUUUUCCGAAAAUGCUACACAGUAUCAUAUGAAAAGGUAUCCUGGGAUACUGCACAAACUAAAUGUCUUAAUGAUGACAAUAAACAUCUUGUGACUAUUGCAUCGAAAAAAGAAAUGAAUUACGUCCAAUACUUACUUCGAAGUGUGUUGUAUAUGCAAAAAGAAGGCACUGAUGAACGAAAACUUCAUGGAGCACACAUUGGUUUAAGGCGUGUAAAGGACAGACAAAUGAGAAUGAAUUUCAUAUGGAUAAAUAACAAUAACGUAACCUUCAGCGAAUGGAAAAGAAGGCAUCCUUCAACUGGGGAUUGUACUCGUACCUCAUUCGAGUAUUUCAACACCGAAGAGAAUUGGGAAACAGAAGAUUGUUAUAAUAGUUUGGUCGGAUUUUACAUCUGUGAAAACACCUUUUUAGUGAACACAACUAAAC